Procambarus clarkii (red swamp crayfish) is the source of this 5705-nucleotide messenger RNA. RefSeq names its product DNA replication helicase/nuclease 2 (gene Dna2). Gene Ontology annotation, cellular component: cytoplasm. Gene Ontology annotation, biological process: replication fork reversal. NCBI's taxonomy places the organism in Eukaryota, Metazoa, Arthropoda, Malacostraca, Decapoda, Cambaridae. Gene Ontology annotation, molecular function: single-stranded DNA helicase activity; 5'-flap endonuclease activity. The record is from RefSeq and is a predicted model, not a curated record.
AGGUUCAUGUGACAGUAUUUAGUGUUGUGACGGAGCAGCACACGAGGCGAUAUUAUUAAGAAACGAAGCCAUUUAUGUAGUUAGAAAUAAAACGUGGGAGUUCCGCUUCCUUUGAGCAAGCGAUAUGGGCAAGUUGAAGGGGAAGCCAUUGCUUUCAAAACAAAAUGGUCAAAUGAAGAUUUCCUCAUUUUUCUCAGCAACUACAGCACCAACUAAAGAUAGUAAUCAUUUGAGAGUUUGUGAUUCAUUGAGAACAAAGGUCAUUUGUCAUGGAAAAGAUGGAAGUAGUUCUACUAAGUUUACAACUAAGGAUAUAUCUUAUAAAACAGAAAAUUCAAGUGCGUUGUACUCCAAGUCAACAGUCACAUGUUCGGAAAAUGAAGAUUGUAAAAUAAUGGAGCAGAAAUCCAGUAUAGUCUCAGAUAAAAUAGAAUCUCCUAUAAAAGAUGACAGAAAUUGCCUUGAUUCUUCUGUUGAUUCAGACCUUGAUAUUAUUGAAUGUACUCCAGAGGUAAAAAAAUGUAACAUAAGUAUAAUUUCAUGUAGGAAUAUCACAAGGAGUCCAGAUAUCAUUCCUGCAACUCCUGACGCAUAUAACAAAUGUAACUUAACCAAUAGUAGUUUAUGUUCCAAAUCCGACUUAAGUGUUAAGCACAAAAUAGAUUCCACUGCCUUGCGGUCUCAUAAAUCCUCUAAUAUAUCUAAAUUAUCAGUCAUCAAGCCUGGGUCUUUGUCAAUGAAGAAGAAAGUAAAUAUAAGUUUAUUAUCUAAAAAAAUUUCAGAAAAAUCUAAGAUUUCAUACGCAUUUGAUGAAUCUAAAAUGAAGUUAAGCAGGAAUUCAUUGUCAGUGAAAAGACCUGCAAUUACUGGAGCAGGUGUUUCUCCAGAUUCCAAAAGAGUCAAUGGUUCAGAAUGUGUGGUAGGAGAUGAGGAAAUUAGCAGUUGCAAAUUGAAUCUACGUGGGAAAUUUAACAGCUGUUCUCCAGUAAAUGAUCGAGAUUCCAUCAUGCUUCAGCUUGGAGAGAUCGAUGGAAGCAUUAGUAUGUUGAAACCUGAUACAAACUCUCAAGAAAAGAUAAAAGAUAUAAAUAUAAAAUUUUGUAAUCAAUUACCGAAAAAACAUUUGCAAGUAUCAGACAAAGAUAUUUUGAGGGAUCAAAAGGGUGAACCAUGUACUGGUACAGGAAAACCAUCUUUGGAAAUUAAGGAAGAAGCUUUUUCCAUGUUAUCUCAGAUUCAAGAAAAUACAGAAGAUGCAUUCAGAAGUAACGAGGAAAACAUGAAUCAGGAAAAUGUGACAAGAUCCUUAGAAAGAAAUUCCAUUCCGUUUGGGGAUGAGUCUUCUCAAGGCUUUACUGUUGAUAAGUCAGUUGAAGACAAUCUCGUGUUGGAUGAAGUGUCUUCCAAGACAAAAAUAUCAGAUAUUUUUGAGGAUACUUUUCAUGACAUGUUUGAUGAUGACUUAGCUGAGGAUUUUGAAAAGAUGUCUCCAUUUAAACAGCAAAUUAAAGAAAACAAGGCAUUAGAAAUUCAAAAUAAGCAAGUGAAAAAACUUCUCAAUGAAGGCCUGGGCAAGGAUUCUUAUGUCUCGCAGGGAAACUUUGGACGUCAUAUAGUAACUGCAGUGGAGCGGGACUCUUAUAAGGGGGAGCUUCUGCUUCAGCUUACUUCUGUCCAAGACAAGAGUGUCAAAACAUGUACACUUAGUGGAUUUUGGUCACAAAGUGUGGUUUCGGAAGGAGAUAUUGUACACAUUCUCUUUGCAAAUCCUGUUGAUGGACAUUUUACUGUUGACAAUUCUAAGGGCCUCAUCGUGAUCAACCCAGACUUCCUUAUCUCUGGAACCUCUGUUGUGUCGGCUGUUUUCUGUCGUCGUAAGGCUGUCUUGAAUGAACGCUUCAAAGGCAUGGACUCAAGUAACCAGUUGAUGCUUAUUGGAUCUCUGGUGCAUCAACUUUUCCAAGAGGUAGUUAAAAACAAGAUUAAGACCCAUGCUGAACUUGACAAAGUAAUGCGAGAAUUGAUGUCACAACCGAAGAUUCUACGGGAUCUGUAUGGUAUUGGGGUACCAGAGGCAACUAUUUAUGAAGAAAUGAUUAAUUUUAUACCUCGUAUACAUGCUUGGUCACAAGUAUACCUCGAUUCAAAUCAUACAUCUUUAGACAAAGUGCAAGAAAAGGAACAAAGAAGAAAUCAGUGGAAUGGAAAGAUAGUGGAGAUCCAGGACAUUGAAGAGAAUAUUUGGUCACCAAAAUAUGGUGUGAAAGGCAAAAUUGAUUUAACUGUGAAGACAAGUCAGUGUGGUGUGUCUAAGGUGAUACCUCUCGAGUUGAAAACAGGACGGUCGAGCUUCUCUGCUGAACACCGUGGACAAGUUACUCUGUACAGCAUGAUGAGUGGUGACAGGAGACAAGAUCCAAAAGCAGGAUUACUAUUAUACCUUAAGGAUGGUGCAAUGGAAGAAGUUCCAGCUGGAGAUAACGAGAAAAGAGGGCUCAUCCAGCUUCGCAAUGAUAUUAUCCAUUAUAUAACUGCCAAGCCUGUAUUGCAGGAGGGAAACUUGCCUCAAAUGUUGCCGCCUCUUCCUGAGCCAAUAGAUUUUGAAAGAGCUUGUACAAAGUGUGCCCACCUGGUGACUUGCUCAAUAUAUCAAAAGAUCGACAGAAAUCCAGUUCCAGAGCCUCCACAUGCCAUGGCCACACUUGUUCCUAAUACCACAGAUCAUUUGCUAAAGACACACUUGGACUAUUUUCGUCACUGGUGCCUGCUGUUGCACUUGGAAAUUUCUGAUGGAAAAAAACAUUCUAAUGUGAGAGGGCUUUGGUGCCAGGAUCCCAUUAAGAGAGAAUCUAGUGGAGAUUGUUUGUCCUGGCUUGUUUUGGUAAAAACAAUUCCUGUAAUUGAGACGGUGCCAGGCCAGUUUCUUCAUGCCUUCACAAGGUCUUCCACUCAUCCUAACCCUACCAAACUAGCAUCUGUUGGCUUGCAGGUUGCUGAUAACAUUGUUGUGUCAUCAGAGACAGAGAUUGCUCUGAGCUUAGGAGUAAUAGCUUCUUUUGAAGAAGAUUCGGUCAGAGUUGUUAUGGACAGAGACUUAACAUUAUACUCCAACUGGAAUAAAAAGAAAUUUCAUGUGGAUCGGUGUGAAUACCAGAAUACAAUGAGCAUCAACUUCACUAAUUUAGCCAAGCUACUGAUGGACACACCACAGGCAGCUCGCCUCAGGGCUCUUGUGAUUGACAGAAAUCGUCCAUCUUUCAAGAAAGGGCUUUCACCAGAAGUUGUGUCCAAGGGUAAACACAUACUUAAAAGCCUGAAUAAGAUACAACAACGAGCAGUGCUCAGAACCCUCAUGGCUGAGAGCUAUAGCUUGCUGAAGGGAUACCCAGGAACAGGCAAAACCUCCAUCAUAGUUGCCAUGGUUCAGCUGAUGGUAACGUUGGGGUUGUCUGUACUCCUCACCAGCUACACUCACUCUGCUGUGGAUAAUAUUUUAUUGAAACUGAAAGUGUGUAAUGUGGAUUUUCUCCGUCUUGGACGAUUAUCACGUAUUCAUCCAGAUUUACAGUCAUAUGCUGAUGAAAUAGUAACCUGCAAAUUUAAAAAUGUCUCAUCUUUUUCAGAAUUUUACGCAAAUAAGCUUGUUGUUGCUACAACAUGCUUGGGUAUCAACCAUGUGCUGUUUUCCAAACGAACCUUCGAUUUUUGCAUUAUUGAUGAAGCUUCACAGGUUCUUCAAGCUGCAGCACUAGGACCACUUUUCCAUGCCUCUCGCUUCAUAUUAGUCGGGGACCCACAGCAACUGCCACCAGUUGUCCAGAGUAAAGAAGCCAGAAAUUUGGGAAUGUCUGAGUCCCUAUUUAUGCUCUUGGACUCUCAAGGAGCAACAUCAAAUCUGACUGUACAAUAUCGUAUGAAUGGACCCAUAAUGAGGAUUGCCAACUGCCUUAUGUAUGAUAAUCAGUUGCAGUGUGCCAGUCCUGACCUGGAGACUGCCACAGUUCAUCUACCAAAUUACAGAGGUGUUGUAAGCAGUGGAAGAUUAGAAUGCUGGCAGGAAAAAGUGUUAGAGCCGAGCUUAGAACACUCAGUGAUGUUCUUGGACACCUGUGGAGCUGCCAGCGAAAGCCAAAAUGGCUCCAAUGUGGUCAACAAUAAAGAAGCAGCUGUAGUGGUAGCUUUAAUUCAGGCUCUUACUAAUGCUGGCUUAACUACAGAGGGUGUUGGGGUAAUAACACCAUACCGUGCUCAGGUAAAACAGAUUCGUGACUGCGUGAUAAAAGAAGUUACUAUGGGCGAGAGGGUAGAAGUCAACACAGUGGACCAGUAUCAAGGACGAGAUAAGGAUGUCAUAUUGUACAGCUGUGUGCGCUCUGGUGCUGCCCAGUUGGAUGUUAGUGAGAUUCUUCAAGAUGACCGGCGUCUCAAUGUGGCUGUCACAAGAGCCAAGUACAAACUCAUCAUGGUUGGUGAUAUAGCUAGCCUGCAAGUGUAUGCACCUUUCAAAAAGCUUACAGCUAUUUUAGAACCUCAUCAGAUCUACCAACUUAAAGAUGGAGAAGAUGGCUUUGUAUGGCAGGAUCCUGUUUCACUAUAGUUCAUGGCAGAAAGUUGCAUAACGUUCAUGGUGAUAGGUUUUAUACUUUAAAAUUGUGUAAUCAUUGACAAGUUUAGAUAAAUGUUGUACAUGUUUAUUUUGUAUAUAGUCUUUGGUUGCAAAAUACUAAUAUAGCCACAAAAGAAUACUUUUGACAUAGUAUUAGGCCACAAGAUCUUAAUUAAUCCAUAAAAUGUUUAAUCUGUGAUAACUUGGCAUGAUAUUUAAUAAAAUAUAAGUAAGGCAUUCAUAUAUGAGAGUGGGAAUUGAUAUGAAGGAGAGUUUGAGGAGGCAGGAUAAUUAUGCACCUCUCAAAUAUCAAGAUGUGCAACAUGUCAACAUGGAGAAGACCAUCAUGAACAUGUGGGAAGUAAAAGCUUAAGACAUUUUUAAGAGCUUAACCAACAACACUCGCCCCUUGCUCUUCCUCCCCCAUCCUUCACUCUCCCAUUCCCCUUUCCCUCACUCUCCCCUUCCCCUUUCCCUCACUCCCCUUCCCUUACACCCCCUUUGCACCCUCCUUCUCUCGCAUCCCCCUUCCAUUCCCCCCCCCCCUUUCCCUCGCUCCCACCUUCCCUCAUUUUCCUCUUCCUUUACUCCCACCUUUCCUUCCCUUCCACCUUCCCCUCACCUUUCCUUUCCCCCCUUUCCAACCUUUUCUCUACAAACAAUUCUCAGAGAAUGCAGUUUCAGAGAUAUUUACUUUCACUGACACUUGACAUACUGGCUCACUGCUUUCUUAUAAUUGUAUCCACUGUUGACCAAAAAAUGAACAUUCAUUGUUUGCUGUUAAGCUAAAAAAAAUAUUUACUAGAUUACUAUGGAUCAGAGUUAAUGCUUCACUAAAUGUUAGCAAUCUGAACCUUCAUUUUUUUUUAUUUUAACAAACAAAUUUGUUACAACUGCUGGACCCAUAAGAAGGGAAGGCAUGAAUGUUCAGAAACAUGAUUUUCAAUUUUUUUAUUUUAUAUAAUAAUUUUAUGAGUAUAUAAUGGAUUUCUUUGCAGCAUUCAUCAGUCCAAUUAAUAGACUAGGCUGUAACAAAUUGAAUGAGACAGUGCAUGUAUAUUUAAAUAUGUAUUUUAUUAUUAAUAAAAUGUUCUUAUAU